AUGGCUCGAAAAUUGGGCUGUGACAAGGCUAAAGUUUAUGCUUUGACUCAACAAGAUGCGCAGGCAUCUAAUGCAGUUGUUAUAGAUAUACUACCCAUUUGUUUUAUUGAUUCACAUGUAUUGAAUGACCCUGAUGUUACACAUUCUUUUGUAUCUACAUACUUUGCAUCUAGACUAGGGUAUUUGAAGAGUCAGGAUGCACAUGAGCAGCACUUAAAGAUUGUGCUACAAAUGUUAAGGGAGCACCAGCUAUAUGCCAAGUUCUCCAAGUGUGAGUUUUGGCUUGAUAGUGUUAGCUUCUUAGGCCACAUAGUAUCUAAGAAUGGGAUGAUGGUGGACCCAAAGAAGAUUGAGGUAGUCAAGAAAUGGCCAAGGCCUAUUUCAAUGAUUGAGAUACAUAGUUUUCUAGAGCUGAUUGGAUACUAUAAGAGAUUUGUUAAUGAUUUCUCUAAGAUUGCUACUUCUAUGACCAAGUUGACACAAAAAGGUGUUAAGUUUACAUGGACAAAUGCAUGA
Messenger RNA from Theobroma cacao (cacao), 516 nucleotides. The record is from RefSeq and is a predicted model, not a curated record. Lineage: Eukaryota; Viridiplantae; Streptophyta; Magnoliopsida; Malvales; Malvaceae.